AUGCUCCGGAUCAAAACUCGCUCGAAUUCUAUCGACAAUCGCCAACAACUGCAAAAUUACGUGCCACUCAAGCAAGUGAGUGUCGACGCAACUAUACGAUCUUUCGCCGCCGAUGUAACUAUCAAUCAAGUAUUUCGCAACGAUGAGGCAACACCAAUUGAAGCAGUAUACUGUUUUCCUAUUGAAGAACAAGCAGCUGUCUACGCUUUCAUAGCACGCAUCGAUGAUCGAGAAGUUAUUGCUCAAUUGAAAGAAAAAAAGAAGGCUCAGAAAGAAUACAAUAGUGCUCUUCGGCAAGGCCAUGGUGCCUAUUUACUCGAACAAGAUGACAAGUCGCAAGACACUUUUAUCAUCAAUGUGGGUGCCCUACCGCCUGGAAAAGAGUGUCAUAUUUCAAUCUCUUACGUUUCUGAACUCGAUCUUAUUCAAAAUGGUAACACGAUUCGCUUUGUUGUUCCAACUACGAUUGCUCCACGCUACAGUCCUGAUCAAGGCGGCAUUAGUUCUCCUGUUGGAACUACGUCAAAAUAUGUUCAAUCAAGUUCGUAUAAUAUCGAGUUUCACUGCCGAGUAGAUAAAAGCGGAGUUUCACGAAUUAGUUCAUCAUCGCAUCUGAUUCAAGUUGAUUUCAAUCAACAAGAUAUGUACGUCGUCGAAUUCAGCCAACAAAAUACUCAUUUGGAUCGAGACAUUCUUCUAGACAUCAACUUGGCUGAAAAUCGAUCGAAUACAAUUGUUGCUGUCGAGUCUGGUGCAGUUAUGGCUUCAUUCACUCCAAACGACGAGGACUGUCGACGUACAAUGAACAAUGGAGUAAUAACCGAUGAAUUCAUUUUCAUUAUUGAUUGUAGUGGAUCAAUGGAUCACGAGAAUAAGAUUGGAUUAGCACGUCAAGCGAUGAUUCUCUUUCUCAAAAGUCUUCCAGUUCAUUGCCAUUUUAACAUCAUCCGAUUUGGAAGCAAUCAUGAAAAACUGUUUAAUGAAGCCACGAUUGUAUACGAUGAAGAAAAUGCAAGAAAAGCCGAGCAAUUCAUUAAAAAAAUGAAAGCAAAUAUGGGUGGUACCGAAUUGUUAGAUCCACUUCAAUGGAUACAAAACCAUCCACCUGAACAAGGUCAUGCUCGACAAAUCUUUCUUUUAACUGACGGUGAAAUUACCAACGUUAGUCAAGUUAUUGAUCUCUGUCGGUCAAUGUCGACUUCAACUAGAAUUUUUUCUUUCGGUUUGGGUGAUUCACCAAGUCGUUCGCUUGUCAAAGGUCUCGCGCGAGCAACCAAUGGUCGAUUUGUUUUCAUUCCGCCCAAAAGCUGCGUCGAUGUUUAUGUUGGCGAGCAAUUACAAAAGGCUUUGCAAUCGUGCAUAACCAAUAUUCAAGUCAAAUGGAAUUUGGGUACAUCGGUGAUGAGUGUUCCAACAAAAAUACCACCCGUCUAUACCAAUGAUCGUCUCAUUAUCUAUGCAUUGGCGGAUGAUUCAUCGGUGACAUUCGAUCACAAUUCCAAUGUCGAAUUGUAUACAGAUCAACACCCGUUGAGCAAAGCUACAAUUGAUCACAUACCAAAUGUAACCAGCGCAGGUACUAUUGCUCGACUAGCAGCCAAAGCACUUAUUCUCGAAUUGCAACAUGCCAAAAUUCCGAGAAAAAACAUCGCUGGUUCGAUGCAGCCACGAUUUCAACAUCUUCAAUCAUCGACAACAACCGACCAUGAGAAAGAAACACUGAAAAAACGAAUUAUCGAACUAUCGCUGAAACAUCAAAUCCUCUGUCCAUACACGGCGUUUAUCGGAGUAGAAAAAAGAACCAAUGCAAGCAAUGCCGAAAUGGUCUUGCGUGAAGUACCGAGUCAAAUUCCCGCUGAUGAUCAACAUUUGCAAAUAGGACACUCAGCGAACUACGCUCCUACUUCGAAUAUAAUACAACAGUCAGGCACAGAAACUCAGUCCAUGUCAACCGAAACUUUUUCAUCAUCGGUUGCAUAUAUGACGCAAUGCUCGACGAUGAAUGAUUCGGAUAGUAGAUCAGGAUCAUCAUCAUCGGAUGACAGCGAUAUAUUCUAUGACAAAAAUCACUCAAUAUCCACGCCUAUUGGAUAUUCUGCAAUGUCGUCUAAGGGAGCCAUAGAAUCAAUCACUUCAACGUCAUCAGAUGAGGAUGCAUCCGAGUGUCGCCAAAGUUUGCCACCUGAAUUGCUCGCCUGCUCCGUAAAAUCAACUUCUAUGGUUCAUUCUGCAAUGUCGGGUAAGGGAGCCAUAGGAUCAAUCACUUUCACGUCAUCAGAUGAGGAUGCAUCCGAGUGUCGCGAAAGUUUGCCAACUAAAUUGCUCGCCUGCUCCGUAAAAUCAACUUCUAUGGUUCAUCGAUCAAGCAGCUCAUUGUCAUCAGAUAGUGAUGAAGAUUUUAUGGUCAAAAGUUCAGCAGCUCCCCAGCGCAUGACAUGCUCCAAAAGUCAGUCUCGUGCAAGCAAUAGAUCAAGUAACUCAUCGUUGUCGGAGAGAGAUAUGAUUUUCAAUCAAUGCUCUUCAAUAGUUCGGAAGAAGCAUGAUACCUUCUCGUCUUCUUCACAUGAACAAGAUGACGAUGAUAGCAUUGAGGAGAAAGAAGAGACGUGGCCGACAGAUGAUCAAGAUAUUGUUCGCUACUUGAUCAAUAAACAAAAGUUUGAUGGUGUAUGGGAUUUGGAUGGGAACAUUAUUGAAAAAUUGAUAGGCAAACCUCUGAUGAGUUUCUCAUCAUUAAAUAGCAAUGUUCAAGUUCUUAUAUCAGCUAUUGUUAUUAUUGCACUGGAAACGCGUUUCACUUCACACUCCACUAUAUGGCAUUGUGUAGUGCAAAAAGCACGCCAACGUCUACUUGAUUUGCUUAACCGUGAUAGAAACCUACUUGAUUCUUUAUUGGAAAAUAUCCGUCAACAAAUUUGA
Molecule: messenger RNA, 2919 nt
Organism: Rotaria sp. Silwood2
Lineage: Eukaryota; Metazoa; Rotifera; Eurotatoria; Philodinida; Philodinidae
Source: the annotation of a GenBank genome assembly